CUUUACCGAAACAUGUACAGUGCACUUUUUGUAUUCAGUCUCAUUGUGGCUGUUACCGUUCUGGUCACCAGAGAUGCAAUGUCAAGCCCGCAGAUUGGAGCGCAGUUUGGUGAAAUUCACAACAAUGGAACUGGCGGAGGCAACGGCGCCAGUUUAACACCUUACGAACCUGGCAAUAGUUCAUCGUCCAUUGCUGGCUCUGGAUACCCUGAAUUUUAUUCAAGUCAUGCAAAUGACAGUUCGCCAACAUCUCCGUCAAUGAGCGGUGGUUCCAUGGAUCUACAAAAUUCCACGUGGGCUUCAUCAGGAUGUGAUUGCAGUCAAGUAUCGAAUGCACAAGAUAUUACUCCAAGCAAUGCCCCAACCGAUAAUUCAAGCGACGGCUCUACUGCCAACGAUGCUGUCAAUUCGGCAUCGAGUUCUUCAAGCAGUUAAUAUUUCGAAAAGUAAAUUCGCUUUCACAACAAUUCUAGCAAAUAAUUCAAACUUUCGUAAAAUUGUUUUAGUUUUUAUCAA
Molecule: messenger RNA, 516 nt
Organism: Contarinia nasturtii (swede midge)
Lineage: Eukaryota; Metazoa; Arthropoda; Insecta; Diptera; Cecidomyiidae
Exons: 3
Coding region: 13-435 (140 amino acids)
Source: RefSeq, a predicted model, not a curated record